Phytophthora infestans T30-4 is the source of this 1986-nucleotide messenger RNA. Its product is annotated as DEAD/DEAH box RNA helicase, putative. Gene Ontology annotation, molecular function: ATP binding; nucleic acid binding. NCBI's taxonomy places the organism in Eukaryota, Oomycota, Peronosporomycetes, Peronosporales, Peronosporaceae. Bases 1 to 1986 code for a protein of 661 amino acids. Gene Ontology annotation, cellular component: nucleolus. The transcript has a single exon. The record is from RefSeq and is a predicted model, not a curated record.
AUGAGGUUCCACGACUUUAAGCCGGCGCUGUGUCCUGAGAUCCUGGCGGAGACCGAUGCGCUGGGAUUCGAGCACAUGACGCCCGUGCAGGCGGCCACACUGCCGCUGUUCCUGUCCAACAAGGACGUGUGUGUAGAUGCCUGCACAGGUAGUGGCAAGACGCUGUCCUUCGUGUUGCCCAUUGUGCAGCUCCUCAAGGCCAAGCUGGCAGACGGCAGUAUCACGGCACCACGUCAUGCCGAUCUCACGAAACUCGUGGCUAUGGUCAUAUCACCUACGCGUGAGCUGGCUCGCCAGAUCUUCGAGUGCGCCGAGAAGUUCUUCGCUCGUGCCUUGUCCACGGUGCAGCUGCUGCUGUUCGUAGGUGGCACCAGCGUGGACGAGGAUCUGUCGCUAAUCCGCGGGGCAGUAGGCAAGUGCUCGGUAGUUAUUGGCACUCCAGGCCGUACCGAGGACCUGUUGAAUCGCUGUGUAGGCUCCAGUGUCGAGACGCGCGAGUUCGAGAUACUCAUUUUGGACGAGGCUGAUACUUUGCUCGACAUGGGCUUCGAAGUGAGUCUCAACAAGAUCCUGGAACACCUACCCAAGCAGCGACGUACCGGGCUUUUCUCAGCUACGCAGACUCAAGAAGUGAAGGCGCUGGCACGCGCUGGACUGCGUAACCCGGCCACCAUCUCUGUACAGGUAGCGAACAACACGCAAAUUACACCAGCCACCCUACAGAACUACUAUUGUUUGGUAGGCCACGAUCAAAGACUGUCAGCACUGCACCACUUUGUGCAGGCUAAGAAGGGCGAAAAGCUCAUCGUCUUCUUCUCGACAUGUGGAUCCGUGGAUUUUUUCAGUCGUGUGUUGGAGGAGCUGUUUAAGGGUAAAAAUGACUUUCCAGUUGUGGCGCUGCACGGAAAGAUGCCGCAGAAGAAACGCACAACAAAUUACGAUCACUUUUCGGCCCUAAAGUCGGGGCUUUUAGUGUGUACGGACGUCGUGGCGCGUGGUAUCGAUCUACCUGAUGUGGACUGGAUCGUGCAGUAUGAUCCACCACAAGACCCGAACUUCUUCGUGCACCGUGUGGGUCGAACAGCUCGUGCUGGACGCUCCGGCUGCGCGCUUUCCUUCUUAUCUUCGAACGAAGAUGCGUACGUGAACUUCUUAAAGAUCCGUAAAGUUCCGUGCGAAGAAAUGACGCUCCCAUUGGACACGAUGGAGGAUGUUUUACCCAAGGUCAAGUCGUUUAUUCUGGAAGACCGCGAUCUGCUUGAGAAGGGCACCAAGGCCUUCAUGGCGUUUGUGCGGUCGUAUAAAGAGCACCAGUGUCAGUUCAUUUUCCGCUUCAAGGAACUCGACUUGGGUGCUGCUGCACGUGGCUUCUGUCUGCUGCAACUACCCAAGAUCAAUGAGCUACGCAACGUGCGUAUUGACUUUUCGAAGGCGGACAUCAAAACUACUGACAUUAAGUUUAAAGACAAGGCUCGUGAGAAGGAACGACAGAAGAAACUGGCAGUCAUUGCGAAGGAGAACGAGAUACGUGACAAGAAGAAUGCCGAGAUGCGCGAGAAAAAGCGCAAACGGCCGCUUGAAGAGGAGAGUCAGAAGCACCCGCGUCGUCGUGAGAAGAAGAAGGGCCUGCACCAGCAGAUUGUUGAGGAAUGGGACGAGUUAGCGGAGGAAGAAAAGCUCUACAAGAAGAUGAAGAAGGGAAAGAUCACAGAGGAGGAAUACGAGAAGGCUCUGUUAGGUAAAGCGGACAGCUCCGACGACGACGAUGACGACGAUGAGGAGGACGGUGACAAGAAGAAAAGGGCAAAGUGGCAACGUUCGGAAGAGAAGAUGAAGGAGCGCUUUAAAAAGAAGGAGCAGGUGGUGUCGAAGACGGCGGAGCAAAAACGUGAGGCUGCCAAGCGUGAGGAGCGUAUUCGCAAACGCAAGAAAUCUCAGCACGUUCAGCGCGCAGUGCAAAGAGCCCAGCGUCGAGGCCGGCGCUAG